Messenger RNA from Xenopus tropicalis (tropical clawed frog), 1514 nucleotides. Its product is annotated as retinol dehydrogenase 8. The record is from RefSeq and is a predicted model, not a curated record. The coding region runs from base 290 to 1366 and encodes 358 amino acids. Lineage: Eukaryota; Metazoa; Chordata; Amphibia; Anura; Pipidae. Gene Ontology annotation, biological process: estrogen biosynthetic process; lipid metabolic process. Gene Ontology annotation, molecular function: estradiol 17-beta-dehydrogenase [NAD(P)+] activity. The transcript has 6 exons. Gene Ontology annotation, cellular component: cytoplasm.
GGCAGGGCACAGUCUGUAGGGGGCCCCAAUAAUACAGCCCCCUUGGGCCCUCCAGCUGCUGGGCAGGCAAGGCAUUAUCUUACAAAGCGCCCCAUGUAUUUAGCACGGGAGGCCUGAUUAUUUUGUUGUGUGGGGCCCUAAGAUUUCUGAAUGUGGCCCCGCCUGACGCUUAUAGAGCAACUAUUCUUGGAAACUUUCUGUCUCUCCCUCACUUGUCAUUGCCCCAGUUGGCUGUGUGUUGUCUGUGACAGGAUAAUCCCCUAAUCCCUACUGUCUGGAGCGUGACUAGAUGAUUAAAAGGUCCAAUCAGGACUCAGCAUUAUCCUUAAAUAUAAGCAUGACGGAGAGAUUUAGCACGCCAAGCACCCCUCUCCGGUCCAACCGCCCUUCCCUGCCUCGGCCGCCUCCGAUGGAGCCUCGACUUGUGCUAAUAACAGGGUGCUCUUCGGGGAUUGGCUUGGCGCUGGCUGUGAAGUUAGCCAAUGAUGAGCAGAAACGUUUCAAGGUUGUUGCCACCAUGCGUAACCUGGCCAAGAGAGGGGCCCUGGAAGAGGCGGCGGGAGAUGCCCUCAAUGACACCCUGGAGAUAAAGAAGCUGGACGUGUGCAGUGACAGUUCCAUCAGGGAAUGCAUGGGAAGCAUCCCCGGGCGGCACGUGGACGUUCUCAUUAAUAAUGCGGGCGUGGGGUUAAUCGGACCCAUAGAGUGCCAGUCCAUAGACGACAUGAAAGGAGUCUUCGAAACCAAUUUUUUUGGGGUGGUUAGAAUGAUCAAGGAGGUCCUGCCCGACAUGAAGAGGAGAAGAAGGGGGCACAUUGUGGUGAUCAGCAGCGUGAUGGGUCUCCAAGGCAUCAUGUUCAAUGAUAUUUACGCUGCUUCCAAGUUUGCCGUUGAAGGAUUCUGUGAAAGCCUCCUGUACCAGACUAUGAACUUUAAUAUCUUUCUCACUCUUGUAGAACCCGGUCCAGUUGUGACUGAGUUUGAGCUGAAGGUUAACGAGGAAGCGAUACGCGGCGAUUACUCCAAAACCGACCUGGAGACGGCGGAGAUGUUUAUCAACUUUUACUUGAAGAACACCAAGGCUAUCUUUUCCAGUUUGGGACAGACCCCUGAGGACGUUGCUGAGCACAUUCUUCGGGUCAUCACGAUGGAGGAACCCCCGUUUCGGCACCAGACCAACCAGGUUUACACCCCGGUGACGGCGCUGAAAUACGCGGAUCCCAGCGGAGAGCUGGUGAAUGACAUUUUCUACAAGUUAGUUUUCCACCAUGACACCCUCAUGCAAGCCAGCCUCCGGGCAAUAAAACUCAUCCGCUGGAAAGCACACAAAGUCCAACAAGGAGCAAGGAUGCUGGGUCUGAUAUAAAUUAUGGACAUCCAAAUGUGUCUUCCUUGAGGGGGGGUUAUGGGGCAUCGUAAUGGGGCAACCGAACCAGCCAAACCUGGCAUCCAAAAUAGGCCCUGGCAUUCCCAGUACCCAGAGGCACAAACAGCCCCCCCCCAGCCCAAUAAAU